Molecule: messenger RNA, 762 nt
Organism: Phytophthora nicotianae INRA-310
Lineage: Eukaryota; Oomycota; Peronosporomycetes; Peronosporales; Peronosporaceae
Exons: 3
Coding region: 6-584 (192 amino acids)
Biological process (GO): telomere maintenance via recombination; tRNA threonylcarbamoyladenosine modification
Cellular component (GO): nucleus; EKC/KEOPS complex; cytosol
Source: RefSeq, a predicted model, not a curated record
UUAAUAUGGUACGCGUUUUGGAAACACCCCACUGCCAAUCGAGCACAAUGACGUUGGAGAAGCACACCUACGCGCUUUUUGGCAACCGAACGCUCCACGUGGGUUACUACACGGACGUGAAGAACAGUCAGGCGCUGCGACAAGGUCUGCUGGAUAAGAAAUUCGACGUCGCACUGAUCAAUGCACACCUGAUCGCGGGCCCGUUCCAGAUUCAUGCUGCUGCCUCGCGCGCUCUGCUGUGCGAUGCGUCUAGCCGCUUGACCACGCGCAGUCUACACGCCGAACUGGUCUUUAAUAUGUCUGGAUCACGCAACGUAUCCGAAUCCUUUAAGCGAUUCGGUGUCAAUGACGACACUACAUCGCUCGUGGUCUGCGUAGUCGAUGCGGACGAUGAGACGCUGAAGGAGGUGGAGACACUGGUGGAAGGCAUGCAGGUGCCGUUCGAAGAGCUCGGUACGCACCUGACUGACGGAGACAUCAAGCUUAUCAAGAAGUUCUACAAGAUCUCGGAGCAGGAGCUAAAGCAGUCGUCGCUCGUCGACGCCGCCACAUGCAGAAUAGCGACCAAGAGCUGCAGCAAGUAAGGCGGAGGAUAGAACGCUUCAUUGAUGAAAAUAAUGUCUCGCGUUUGUUAGAUCAACUGAUGCAUUGCUUUGCUAUGGUAUCAGAGUAGCUCGUACACUUUGUUGAGUUUAGCUACUUCUUGCAUUUCGUUGUCGUUGUCAUCCUUCAAUAAUUCUCCCAAACGCUUGAUUACCCAAG